This is a messenger RNA of Lactuca saligna, 360 nucleotides long. The record is from the annotation of a GenBank genome assembly. NCBI's taxonomy places the organism in Eukaryota, Viridiplantae, Streptophyta, Magnoliopsida, Asterales, Asteraceae.
AUGGAAGAGGUUGUCAUGGGAUCUAUGUCACUCGAAAAUGGCUUUCAAAUGGGUUGUUAUGAUCUUGAAAAAUGGCAGCAAAACAAUGAGUUUUUGAUAGCCAAAUCGGUCUCGAAAAUUCAGCAAAAACAUAAUAAAAGAAGAGCUUUUGGGGUUGUUUUUUUGACUUCAAAGGAAGCUAUAAAGGAGGAGGGAGUCGCUCCAUUUCUUCUUCUAUUUCUGAUGGGUUUCGUGAAGAAGGGAAAAGGGGUUGAAAGAAAGUUGAUUUCUGUUAUGAUAUUCAGAGAAAAGAGGAGUGAUUGUUUGCAGAAGAAUGAAAGUGAAAUAGAGCUCAUGCAAGUGGAUGAGUAUUCCCAUUAA